Messenger RNA from Diaporthe citri, 1578 nucleotides. RefSeq lists its product as uncharacterized. Gene Ontology annotation, molecular function: amino acid transmembrane transporter activity. The record is from RefSeq and is a predicted model, not a curated record. The transcript has a single exon. Lineage: Eukaryota; Fungi; Ascomycota; Sordariomycetes; Diaporthales; Diaporthaceae. Gene Ontology annotation, cellular component: membrane. The coding region runs from base 1 to 1578 and encodes 525 amino acids. Gene Ontology annotation, biological process: amino acid transmembrane transport.
AUGUCCGACCCCGGGAAGGUCCCAUACGACCAUGAGGCCUCGCCGGCCUCGCUCGAGGACCACCACGGCCAUGUCAACGAGGACAAGCUUCGCCGAGCCCUCUCGGCCCGCCAGGUGCAGAUGAUCGCCAUUGGCGGCACUAUCGGCACGGGCCUAUUCCUGGGCACCGGCAAAGCACUGGCGACCGGCGGGCCUGCUUCGCUGCUCAUCUGCUACGCCAUCAUCGGGGCCAUUGUGUUCACCACCAUGCUCUGCCUCGGCGAGAUGGCCGCCUACGUGCCCGUGGCCGGCUCGUUCUGCACGUUUGCGGGCCGCUAUGUGGACGAUGCAUUUGGGUUCGCACUCACGUGGAACUACUGGUUCAACGACGCCGUUUCGACGGCCGCGGACCUGGUCGCCCUGCAGCUGCUUCUGCAGUACUGGACCGACUCAUUCCCCUGGUACGCGCUGGGCCUGAUCGUGUGGGUGAUUCUUGUGCUGGCCAAUAUCAUCAACGUGAGGGCGUACGGAGAGCUCGAGUACUGGCUCAGCCUGCUCAAGGUCGUGACCAUUGUCAUAUUUAUCAUCCUCAGCAUAGCCGUUAACGUCGGGGGCAACACGGACCACGACUACAUCGGCGGCCGCAACUGGCAUAUCGGCGACGCGCCCUUCGUGGGCGGCAUCGGCGGCUUCGCCUCGGUCUUCGUGACGGCGUCCUUCGCCUACGGCGGCACCGAGUCCAUCGCCAUCACGGCGGGCGAGACGCGCGACCCGGCCCGCGUGCUCCCGCGCGUCGUCAAGAACGUCUUCUGGCGCAUCCUGCUCUUCUACAUCCUCUCGGCCCUCAUGAUCGGCCUCAACAUCCCGUACGACUACCCGGGCCUCAACACAAAGUCCACGCACGCCUCGCCCUUCACCAUCGCCUUCACCAUGGCCGGGUCCAGGGUCGCGGGGUCCUUCGUCAACGCCGUCAUCCUCACCAGCGUCAUCUCCGCGGGAAACCACGCCCUCUUCGCCGGGUCGAGGCUGCUCUUCACCCUCGGCGCCAACGGGCACGCGCCCGCGGUGUUCACGUCGCUCACGCGGUUCCAGGUGCCCUGGGUCGCCGUGCUCAGCACGAGCCUCGUCUCGGGCCUGCUGUUCGGCGCGUCCUUCAUCGGCGCGGGCCAGCUGUGGACGUGGCUGCAGAACAUCGUCGGCGUCUCGAACCAGCUGUCGUGGAUCUCCAUUGGCGUCGCGUCGCUGCGGUUCCGCGCCGGCCUCAAGGCCCAGGGUAAAGAGCAUCUCCUCCCGUUCAGGAACUGGACCUACCCCUGGGGCCCGGUGAUCGCCGUCGUGCUGAAUAGCUUCCUCGUCCUCGUGCAGGGGUGGAGCAGCUUCAAGGGCGGCUUCAGCCCCGUCGACUUUGUCAGCUACUACAUCGAGCUGCCUGUCUUUGCGAUCAUGAUUGUCAUCUGGAAGCUGGCUAAGAAGACUAAGUUCAGGAGGGCGCAUGAAAUGGACCUGGUCACGGAUGUAUAUACAAAAGAGGACAUGGAGGUUGAAGAAGACGGUUGGAAAGGGAGAGGGAAGAGGGUCGGGACAUGGCUAUGUUUCUAA